Messenger RNA from Eurytemora carolleeae, 1551 nucleotides. RefSeq lists its product as uncharacterized. The record is from RefSeq and is a predicted model, not a curated record. Lineage: Eukaryota; Metazoa; Arthropoda; Copepoda; Calanoida; Temoridae. The transcript is spliced from 6 exons. Gene Ontology annotation, molecular function: protein binding. The coding region runs from base 323 to 1465 and encodes 380 amino acids.
AUUUUAAUUACUUUUGUGAUCACAAUACUCUUUGCAAAUUUCUUGUAAUUGUGUUUUCUUAUUUUUGUAUUCAUGUAUAAGGUUGUAUUAACAGUCCUGUUUUGUAAUAUUUUUUGGCAUUUUUAGACAGAACAGAGAAAUAUUUUCCAAUAAUUCAGUUACUAUUGUCUAGAUAGUUACUGCUUAUAUUGUUGAUAUUGAAAAUUUGUAUGUUUAACGAAUAUUGUAAUGUUUCAGAUAUAAAUCCCUGACUUUUAAGAGUUAUUAAAUCCUCAGGACUGUUGGAGAGCAUUAUUUGACAUUUUCGAGGCCUAUUACAAGAAUGAAGUCUAAAAUGAUAAACAUCAAGGAUUAUGAUUUCCAAGAUUUGCUUGACCCUGCAUCCAACCUUAAUGAUGUUGAAUUCAAGAUUGUUGAUGAGAACUCCCAGGAGCUGGGAACUGUCAGGUCCCACAAGUUCUUGCUGUCCCUUCUGUCCCCUGUGCUGAAGAAGAUGUUUAUGAGUCGGGAGAAGGGAUCCAUUGUUGUUGAGAUCACUGGUCCAUCCUUCAUUAGUUUUCAGACCCUCAUUCAGUUCUUAUAUACUGGAGAUGAGUCAGUUAUUACAGAUAUAUCCUGCAUUGAUGAUCUGUUUGAUCUAUAUUGUUUGGGAGACAAGUAUGAGCUGCGUGGAUCCAGGAACCUGAUUAAGGAAGUUGUCUCCAGCUUCAAAAUCAACCAGGAGAACUGGAUUUAUAUACUCAAGGGGAUUAAGAAGCAUGAGAUUACUUUCCUGUUUGAAGAUCUCUGUGAUAUACUUCAGGAUAAAGUUCAAGGCUUCCUGAAGGACUGGACUUCUUCUGAAUCCUACCUAGAGAAUAUUCAAGAAUCUGAAAACACAGAAUUUUACCUCUGGGUAAAGAACAGGAUUCAGAAAUGGAGCAUUUUUGACACAGGAGUGCAGACUGAUAAGGGAGAGAACGACAAGGGGAAGGUUGAGAUGAAAGACUUCAAUAAUCAAGUCUCUGCAGAAUUAGGAAUGCAGACUGAUGAGGGGGAGAACGACAAGAUCUGCAAGGACAAGGAGAAGGUUGAGAUGAAUGAGGUGGAAAAUGUCAAGGUUGAGAUAAAAGACUUCAAGAAUCAAGUCUCUGGAGAUAUGUCUAAGCUCAAUAAAGCUCUGGAGAAGAUUGAAGUGCUGUUAAAGAAGAAUCCUGACCAACAUUCCUGUUUUGGUUGCUCUAUGGGUUCAUUCUGUCUGGAUGGGAAACCUGUUGGUUAUUUUCCUAUUAAAAAAGCGAUGGUCAAAGCUAAAAGCAAUAUCUACAAUCCAAAUGUUGGUGUAGUAGUUUAUGCUGGUGAUACCGGGAUUGGAUUUUAUAGCACAACAUGCCCGUACGCCGUUAUUUGGAAGAAGGCAGGAGUUCAGCAACAUGAUUUAAAUUGUUCUAACAUGGUUUUUACAUGUGGUGCAAAUAGGCAGUAAAGCUCAAGCUUGUAUUUUAUUUACAUGUUGUACGUAUAUUGAGUAAACUGCUUUAUUACAGCUGCUCCAUUUAAAUAUAGACCAAU